Messenger RNA from Aegilops tauschii subsp. strangulata, 372 nucleotides. RefSeq names its product ethylene-responsive transcription factor RAP2-13-like. Gene Ontology annotation, biological process: regulation of DNA-templated transcription. NCBI's taxonomy places the organism in Eukaryota, Viridiplantae, Streptophyta, Magnoliopsida, Poales, Poaceae. The record is from RefSeq and is a predicted model, not a curated record. Gene Ontology annotation, molecular function: DNA-binding transcription factor activity; DNA binding.
AUGUCGAUGCGCCGCCUGGGCGCUUCGGAUUUUCGCGGAGUCCGCGAGCGCCGCUCCGGCGCCUUCUCCUCCAAAAUCUGGUUUGGCGAAAAACGCCUCAGUCCUGGCACCUUCGACACCGCAGAGGAGGCGGCCCGCGCGUACGACGCGGCGGCGUGGCGCCUCCGACGGCCUCGUCGGGAGAUGAAUUUUCCUGACGUGUCGACGAGCCAGCAGGCGCAGGAUCUCGCGCCUCUCCCGCGGCUUUUCACCGACGAGGAUCGUCGUGACAACCUGAGGCGGCAGCGUCGCCUCGCCAUCGCAGAGAUGAACGAGGAAGCCUUGGCGAUGUGGCGCGAACGCUUCCCGCAGGACAUCGUCAACGAGCGCUAG